UCUUUCCUUUUCCAUUCAUCAAACAUGCACACCACUUUCCAAAAUUUAAAAAAUUCACCAUAGUAUAAACAACCAAAACACAAUAUCAUUUUUGCCUUCCAUUUUUUGAGCUUUCAAUUUCCAUGUGACAUUGUUGUAUGUUACAUAAUUCACAAAAAAAAAUAAAAAUAAAAAAUGGUUAGUGAAAUAUCCAAGAUAUCAAAGUCAAGAUCUUUCAAUUUUAGGAAAAUGUUUGAAAGACAUACAUAUAGUAGUAAUACUCAUAUGGUGUUGGAGAAUAAUAAUAAUAAUAAUAAUGGACAUGGCAAAGAGAUGAAGUUUAGGAAUUUAUUAGGUGGAAAAUCAUCUUCAGCAUUAGAAUUAAAUCAAUUAGAUAGUAUUAAUUUUAAUAAAUCUGUUGAUCCUGUUACGCGAUUCGCUAAGGAAGAAACAAGAUCAAGAAACAUUUACAAGGAUAAACAAGGUUCAGAAAUGGAAAUGAUGAAAGAGAGGUUCGCAAAGCUGCUUUUAGGAGAGGACAUGUCUGGUGGAGGAAAGGGCGUUUCAUCGGCUCUAGCUUUAUCAAAUGCCAUUACUAAUCUUGCAGCUUCUGUAUUUGGUGAGCAGAAGAAGUUGGAGCCAAUGUCUGAAGAAAGAAAAGAAAGGUGGAGAAAAGAAAUCAGUUGGCUUUUAUCUGUAUCAGAUUACAUUGUUGAAUUUGUUCCUUCUCAACAAAAAUCUAAAGAUGGAACAAACAUGGAGGUAAUGGUGACACAACAAAGAAGAGAUUUGUUCAUGAACAUCCCAGCAUUGAAAAAGCUUGAUGCAAUGCUCAUUGAUUGCUUGGAAAAUUUUAAAUACGAGAACGAGUUCUGGUAUGUGUCGAAAGAUGCUGAUGAAUCUGAGAAAGGUGUUCAGAGGGAUGAUAAAUGGUGGCUACCUACAAUCAAGGUUCCACCAGAGGGUCUCUCGGAUACAUGUCGAAAAUGGCUACAGUAUCAGAAAGAUUGUGUGAAUCAAGUACAUAAAGCAUCUAUGGCUAUUAAUGCACAAAUACUCUCAGAAAUGGAAGUUCCCGAAAACUACAUUGAAUCUCUUCCUAAGAAUGGUAGAUCAAGUCUUGGUGAUUCAGUCUACAAGAGCAUUACAAUUGAGUUCUUUGAUCCUGAACAAUUCCUUUCGACGAUGGAUUUGUCCACGGAACACAAAGUUCUUGAUCUUAAGAACAGAAUCGAGGCAUCUAUAAUGAUUUGGAAGAGGAAAAUGAACCAUAAAGACGGAAAAUCGACGUGGGGUUCAGCUAUUAGUGUGGAGAAGAGAGAGCUCUUUGAAGAAAGAGCAGAAACUAUCUUACUAUUGUUAAAACAAAAGUUCCCCGGAAUCCCUCAGUCUUCUCUCGACAUCAGCAAAAUCGAAUGCAACAAUGAUGUAGGACAUUCUGUUCUGGAGAGCUAUUCAAGGGUGCUAGAAAGCCUAGCUAACACGGUUAUGUCGCGUAUUGAAGAUGUCCUAUACGCAGACUCUCUAAAACAAAAUCCACCACUGGAAGUCGAAAAAUCGAACUUCUCAUCAGCUGAUUCCUCACCUCCACUUCCACUAAGUGGUAUGUCAACUCCCAAGGAACAAGAGGCAGAAGUGUUGAGUUCUGCUACACAAACACCGACUUUAUCCGAUUUCAUUGGUUGGGGUGUGGAGGAAGGCGACGCAGGAAUGAAGAAGAAUCAUUCGACGGGUAACUUAGAGGCUUAUUUCAAAGAUGAAAAUGACUACAAUUGCAUAGGGAAACUCGCUAGUAUUACUCCCACGAAAUUUUCCUAUAUCGACGAGAUUGGAAGUGGACUAGGAAGUCCAACAGCUCGACCUUAACAGUUUUAGGCAACGAUACUGAGGAACGAAGAAAGAAACAAGAACAAUCUCUAGGAUCAUAGAAAGUAAACGAAAUCUACAGCAGUUAGAAAGUUCACCUGUGUG
Messenger RNA from Capsicum annuum, 1950 nucleotides. RefSeq names its product rop guanine nucleotide exchange factor 12. The record is from RefSeq and is a predicted model, not a curated record. The coding region runs from base 175 to 1845 and encodes 556 amino acids. The transcript is spliced from 7 exons. NCBI's taxonomy places the organism in Eukaryota, Viridiplantae, Streptophyta, Magnoliopsida, Solanales, Solanaceae. Gene Ontology annotation, molecular function: guanyl-nucleotide exchange factor activity.